Messenger RNA from Maylandia zebra (zebra mbuna), 1355 nucleotides. It is a transcript of the gene cryaa, whose product is annotated as crystallin, alpha A. Gene Ontology annotation, molecular function: structural constituent of eye lens. Lineage: Eukaryota; Metazoa; Chordata; Actinopteri; Cichliformes; Cichlidae. The record is from RefSeq and is a predicted model, not a curated record. Gene Ontology annotation, cellular component: nucleus; cytoplasm. Gene Ontology annotation, biological process: lens development in camera-type eye; protein refolding; negative regulation of apoptotic process.
CACAGUUUGUUUUGGCAGCCCCGGGUGUCUGAUGUGACUACCGCUGCGUCCCAGCAGGGACUGGACCUAGUGGUGCCCCCCCAUCCUCAACCCUGAUUCUGCUGACAGGGCCCAACCCACCAUGCUGAGAUAAUGCCAUUCCAGAGGGAUCGUGGCUAAAGCCUCUCUUUCUGGCUCUCAGGUAUAUAAAGAGGAGGCAGCUGUAGAGAGGGGAGCAAAGCACUCUGAAAGCCUUCUUCAGCCACUGCUUUACCGCCACCGUUCUCCCAUUCUUACCUCAUCUCCAUUUUUCCUCUGCUGGAUUCCCCACCAAGCCAAAGUAGACCAGACUGUCUUCAGUUGCCAUGGAUAUUGCCAUCCAGCACCCCUGGUUCAGACGUGCCCUGGGCUCUGUCUACCCUGCCAGACUCUUUGACCAGUUUUUUGGAGAGGGCAUGUUUGAUUACGACCUCUUCCCUUACGCCGCCUCCACCAUCAGCCCCUAUUACAGACAGUCACUCUUCCGCAACGUUUUGGAUUUUUCCAACUCUGGGAUCUCAGAGGUGAGAUCUGACAGGGAUAAGUUCACAGUCUACUUGGACGUCAAGCACUUCUCUCCCGAUGAGCUCAGUGUGAAGGUCGCUGACGACUAUGUGGAGAUCCAGGGCAAGCAUGGAGAAAGACAGGACGACCACGGUUACAUCUCCCGUGAGUUUCAUCGCCGUUACCGCCUCCCCUCUAGCGUUGACCAAUCAUCCAUCAACUGCACCUUGUCAGCUGACGGUCUGCUGACUCUGACCGGACCAAAGGUCAGCGGGGGGAGCGACUCUGGCCGCAGCGAGCGCAGCAUCCCCGUGACUCGUGACGAUAAGCCCAACGCUGCCGCCUCCUCCUAGAGGCCAAGUGCUGGUGGGUGACCCGGGGCACUGAAGGAGCUCAGCCCCGUGAAUAACCAGCAUCAACUGGGAUGGACGACUCCAGAAUUCUUCUUUCCCCCUUUCCUUAGAGGAUAUCUGUGUCUUCCCUGCUUCUCUUUCUAUAGUUACUUCUUAACUCAUUAGUAUCACUGUUUAAAGUAUAACAAAAAUCGGCCCGCCAAGGCAGUCGAGUAAGAGGCGCUGGAGUUUUUAAAGAGAGAAGUCAUCUGGAGACACUCACAUGGCCCAGCAUGUUUCAGAGCAGUCCUCUGACAGGCUUUGAGCUUGAAACAAACAUGUUCUGUACCAGCCCUGGUUUCUCCCAUUCAUGUUCUUCCUCUGAAGCCUUUGUCUCACAUAUAUCCUGUACUGAAGUCUAAGCUUUGUUCAGUGGAUAUCUGCUCACUAUUCAAGUCCAUACUAAAGAAGCAAUAAAGCUGUACAAUUAACAAAAUGCAA